Messenger RNA from Asterias rubens (European starfish), 1328 nucleotides. RefSeq lists its product as uncharacterized. The record is from RefSeq and is a predicted model, not a curated record. The transcript is spliced from 9 exons. Lineage: Eukaryota; Metazoa; Echinodermata; Asteroidea; Forcipulatida; Asteriidae. The coding region runs from base 132 to 1328 and encodes 398 amino acids.
AUGGUAAAAAGCCGCGCGCCCUCAAGUGGUGUGUGUCUGGUUGCAAGGUAACUUCCAACAUUACAGUUUACACGUCAAAAGUCCAUUUUCGAAAAUUUCUAGAGACCACUUUAAAUGCAUGAUACACAAACAUGACAAGUCGAGGAGGGCAUCUGCGCUCCGGAAGUGCCAAUUUGGACAACAGAGCUUUCCGUGAAGCCGUCGCUAGAAUGAGGGAGGAAGUCCUAGAGAGUAAAGCCGAGACCCAACGAGUCAAAGACCAGCUCAACUGCCUCGUCAUGCUCGUCAAAAGGGCAUGGAUGGGAGACCAGGCAGCAGCUGUCCAUGUGGCAAAUAUCGUUGGUACCGCUCCUCCCAAGUUUCUACAGGAUGAGGAGAAACAAGUGGAUGGUGUAAACAAGACAAGAGCCCUUCAUCACUGGGCGAUGCUCUCGAUUGGGCUCCUCAAUCGCCACUUCAGGCAACUGAAGAGCCAAGCUCUGUCCAGGGCAAAGGAGAGGCUUCAGCAGAGACAGGACUUCCUGGACCAGCAGUUGGCUCGGCACAGAGUCCUUCUGAAGCAAGCUAGCGAUGUAGGGCUGGCCAGCAUGAAGAAGACUUCUAACCCAUACCUGGAGAAGCCUCACAGUGCGUGGAAUUCCAGACCCAAAUCUUCAAAACCAAGUCGUCUCCACCAGACGGAGUUUGACUAUCCUACAGACUUUCGUCCGUCCAAGCCUGAUCCUACCAUGGCAACCAACAUGGUGGAACACCUUGCUAAUGCAGCCACAGCAGACAGAGCAUAUGCUAAAGCAGCAAGAGACAGAUUUUCGCAGCCUGAUCUUUUUAAUGCAAGCUAUGUUGUGGCUGAUCGGGGCAAGCCCAAACGUCCAAGCAGUGGGCACCAGAAAUUCACAGAUAACCAGAGGACAAGACCAAAAAGUGCUGUAAUAACAACCACAAAAGGGGAACGACCUCUGAAAUACGAGACCACCCGACCAGUGUCAGGGAAGCCUUCUAGUAGUGCGACCAAACCCCGCGCCAAAUCAGCUAAAGCCACCUCCAACCGAAUCUUUGAAAUGACCGAAGGACAGGAAGGUCGUUCAAAUAAUGCCCAACAAUUGCAAGCGAAAUUCACCGCGCUGGAGGAGGAGUUUUCAUUGUUUGACCGAGAGGAGGCAGAGCGGGAGGGCCCCUCUGUGGUUGAGAGGCAGAAUGGGGGCCACACCCACUACAAGGACAAUGUUACGGAUGGGUUGAGAAAGAUUGCGACUAUGGAGGACGACUUUAGAAAAACAACCAAGAUGCUGCAACAGAAACUUGGUAUCACGGGGGAGGGAGUUGUAUGA